AUGCACAUCAAGCAAAUCACCAUUUUCAAUUUUCGUUCGUUCUCGCAACAACCGGAGAUCCAUCCUUUCUCUCCUGGAACGAACAGUGUGGUGGGUCGCAAUGGUAGCGGAAAAUCCAAUCUCUUUGAUGCGGUUCAAUUCGUCCUCUUGGCGCCUCGAUUUUACAGUCUGCGGCAGGAAGAACGACAAGCCCUUCUCCACGAAGGAGCGGGCUCUGCGGCGGUGAAUGCGUUUGUGGAAGUGGUGUUUGACAAUUCGGAUCAUCGCUUCAUUCAAGAACCCUCCGAUGAAGUCGUCCUGCGUCGCACCAUUGGACCCAAAAAGGACGAAUUCUUUCUCCAGCGCAAACGCGCCACCAAACAGGAAAUCUCGUCGCUCCUCGAAGGCGCCGGAUUCUCCAAGAGUAAUCCCUACUUUAUGAUCCAGCAAGGCAAAAUUCAAGACAUUUGCACCAUGCGCGACAAUGAGCGAUUGUCAUUGCUCAAACAAGUCGCUGGAACGACCGUCUAUGAUGAAAAGAAACAAGAGUCCCUCACCAAAAUGGAGGAAAAUAUCGCAUCCAUUGACAAAAUCACUAACAUUCUACAAGAAAUUGAACAGCGCUUGACGGAACUACACGGCGAAAAGGACGAAUUGUCGCGCUACCAACAAUUGGAUCGACAGCGACGCGCCAUUGAGUAUACUCUCUAUGACAAGGAACUCCGCAAGGCACGCAAGAGUCUCGAUUCACUCGAAAACGAACGCGUCCAGCAUGCUUCUGCCGUUCGCACGCUCCACGAACAACUCAAGCAGACCCAAGAUGCUAUUCGCAACGUCGAGGCCGUCAUGACCACCAAAUCGAAUGCCCUCAAACGACACCGCAACACACUCAAGGCACUCGAAGCCGACAAGACGGUCGCCGUACAGCAAUACACAUCCCUCAAAUUGGAAUGUGAGGAAUUGCAAGACAGCAUUCAAUCGGCACAAUCCCAACAGGCGUCCAAUCAACAGGAACUCGUCACGGUCCAAGCGGAAAUUGCCAAGGCUCAGGCACAACUCACACAAGAAAUACAGCCCAACUACGAAAAGGCCGCGCAACAAUUGCAGCAAAUGACACACGACAAGAGCCAGAAACGACACCAAAUGGAAGCCCUCAUUGCCAAACAGGGACGGGGAUCCCAUUUCCAAACCAAACAAGAACGCGACGCCUAUCUCGAAGCCAAUAUUCAAGAGUUGCUCGACACCAAGGCCGAAAAGGAAUCGUCACUCCAGACUUGCCGCGAGACGGUGGCCAAUCUGCGUCGUUCCUGCGUGACGGAAACCAAUGCACUCGAGACCCUGAAGCAACAAAUUGCCACCAAGAAGGAACAGCAACAGACAUUUCACAAGACACUCGAUGACAAGAAGCUACAGCGAUUGCAAGCACAAGAAAAGCGACAAGAACAGUGGCGACAGACGGAUCAAUUGCAGGAGCAAAUGCGAGAGACCAAGGAAAAUCAUCAGCGCCGGGUGGCAGAAGCGCAAAAGGUCAUGCCGCGGGCGACGGCGUUGGGAUUGGAAGCUUUGGAACGCAUUGUGCGACAAGAAGGGCUCACGCGCAACCAAUACUUUGGAAUGCUCAUGGAUAACUUUACAUUGACCGACCCAAAGUACCAGACGGCCGUCGAAGUGGCUGCGCAGAACAGUCUCUUUCACGUCAUUGUCGACAAUGACGGCACGGCGGCGCGCCUCAUGAAACGGCUGGAAGAUGGAAAGCUGGGACGCGUCACGUUUUUGCCACUCAAUCGACUGCGGGUCGACCGUGGAAACAACAUUCCGAACAAUGGACAAAUCACGGCGUUGCUGGACUUGUGCGUCACUUUUGAUCCCGCUGUCAAGAGAGCCAUUGAACAUGUCUUUAACCAAAAGAUUAUUGCACGCGACAUUGAUUCGGCAUCCGAGUGGAGUGCCAAGUUGCAAAUGGAUGCCAUUACGUUGGAUGGAGACUUGGCGGGGCGCAAGGGAGCCUUGACGGGGGGAUAUCACGAUGCCAACAAGAGCCGGCUCCGGGCGCAUUACGCCAAGAAGGAAACCACGGAAGCGUUCCGCAAGGCCGAACGGGAAUUCAAUGCCAGCCGGGAGGCGUCUCAGAAAAUUGAUCAACAAUCGGCCAAUGUCAUGCAGGAGAUGGAACGGUUGGAAGCCAAGAACAACGAAAUGCAGCGACAAAUCAAAGAUUUGGAACGAGACGCCGACAAGAAGCGCAAGUGGAUUGAUCGAAGCAAGAAGCAGGAAGAAAAGGCACAGGGCAAGAUUUCGCCGUUGGAACUGGAAGUCUCGGGAUUGGAUGCCGAUAUUGGUCGUCUACAGGAUGAAAUGAAGACGGAGCUCACGUCCACAUUGUCCGACGAAGAGAAGCAGCUCUUGGUGGCUCUCAAGAAGGAGGAAAAGAAGCUCAAGGUGGACGUCGAGAAGCAAACCGACGUGGUUUCUCGGUUUGGUGUCCAGCGCCAGCGAUUGCAGAGUCUUUUGGAAGACAACUUGCUCAUUCGUCAACGGGAACUGCAGGGACUCGCCACGCAAGAAAACGACGAUGAUGAUGACGACGACGAUGGUUUUGCUGAUCGGUCCACCUUUGCCGCCAAGAUUGCCCAACAGAACGAUCAGCUGCAAGAAAAGCGGCGCGAGUUGGAUUCCGCAACCCGUGUCAUGAAUGGCGUGGAAGAGCGCAUCACUGAGGCACGUCAAGUGGUGGACAAUGUCCGCGCUGAAAUGGUGCAAAGCAAGAACGAGCUGGAACGUCUCAAGAGUCACGACGCUGCCAACAAAAAGUCCCUCGAGACAGCGCAAGACGAAGCUGAUCGCAUGUUGAACAAGCGUACCAUGUGCGUCUCCAAGCGCGAAACUUAUGCAACCAAGAUCCAGGAGCUAGGAGCCCUUCCUCCACAGGCAGAGCGUCAAGAAUUCGCCAACAAGUCCAUCUCGGAUCUCAUGAAACAGCUGGAAGGGGUCAACAAAAAGCUCAAGAAGUACUCCCACGUCAACAAGAAAGCUUAUGAUCAGUACGUUAGCUUCAGCGAAAAGCGGGACGAGCUCUUGAAGCGCAAGGAUGAGCUCGACCGAAAUGCUGAAAAGGUGACAGAACUGGUUGAGAGCUUGGAUCGGCAAAAGGACGAGGCCAUCAAUCGGACUUUUCGCGGUGUCAGUGCCCACUUCAAGGACGUCUUCAAAGAACUGGUGCCUCUCGGACAGGGAGAGCUGGUCAUGCGAACCAACCUGGGAGAAGAGGCCGAAGAGAGCGACGGAGAAGAUGGCGACCCUUCCAGCCCGGGCAAGAAGACAGGGUACGAUCCGAAGAAUCCUGAUGUCAGCCUGUACCGCGGUGUGGGCGUCAAGGUCCGUUUCUCUCCUGUCGGCGAGAACUUCAUGAUGUCCCAGCUUUCGGGAGGGCAGAAGGCGCUUGUGGCCCUCGCCCUUAUUUUUUCGAUCCAACGAUGUGAUCCCGCCCCCUUUUACAUCUUUGACGAAUUGGAUCAAGCUCUCGAUUCGGCUUACCGUGCUUCCGUGGCAAAUCUGAUCCAGAAGCAAGCCAACAGUGCCGAAAACCCGACCCAGUUCAUUGUGAGUACUUUCCGUCCAGAGUUGGUGGCAGUAGCAGACCAGUGCUACGGAAUCAGCCACCAAAGCAAAGUGAGCCGAUUCCACCACAUGACCAAGAAGGAUUCUUUGGCUUUCAUUGCGAAUCUGAUGACGGAGGAGGAGAAUGUGGGCGAGGUGACCACGGUGUCGAACGUUCGCACUCGCCGCCCGAGUGAAUCUCGCAAGCGCAAAGCAAGUUCCGAGGCAAAGGGCGACGAAGAUGACGCAGUGGAAGAAGCCUGA
Molecule: messenger RNA, 3840 nt
Organism: Seminavis robusta
Lineage: Eukaryota; Bacillariophyta; Bacillariophyceae; Naviculales; Naviculaceae
Source: the annotation of a GenBank genome assembly